AUGCAGAAAGCCAAAAAUUCAAUGGACAUCCUUUUCAACUUUUCAGGUAUCAAUUUACUUAUUUCCCUGGGAUCCCCAAAGCAUGAGAAAAAUGAGCUAAAAGACAUAAAUCUUCAAGUGACUACAGGAAGCACAAAUCUGCAGGAACACAAACCAUUAAUGACCAAUAUUACAGGAUAUGGUAAACCAAGUGACAAUGAAAAGUUGGAAUGUGACACUAGAAGCAAUGAAAAUAGACAUCAACAUGAAAGGAUGUCAGAUACCUCUCAAAAGACCAUGCAGGCUACCAUUUGGGAACUCUUUGAUACAGAACUAUGUAGCAGAUUAGAAUCCAAGGCAGACACAACAAUAAUAAAUUCUAGUCACUCUGCACUAAAGCAAGAGAAACUACUAGGUGAAAAGGAAACAAAGGAAGUAAAGCAUACUGAUAACUCCAUAGGUAGAAAGCCACAAGAGCGUGACAGAGAGAAGGAAAAAAGAGAAAAAGCUCUACCGCUGGCAGAAGAUUUUAGAGCAAUUAUAUGUCUGAAGCAAAAGGAAAAAAAUGCUCAAUUUGAAAUGAAAAAGAUCCAUUUGGAAAAUAGAAUAAUUCAAAGCAAAGAAAAAGUAGUACAGUCACAGACUAUUUCUACACAGAAGGUAUGGAAAACUAGAUCAUAUCCUCUGACAGGUCCACUGCAAGAUGAGAAAUUAAAGCAAAGUACAGACAAACCUACAGACAAAGAAGAGAUUGCACCUUCAGUGCAAGAGAACUUGCCCAUUGGUGAGUAUUUAAUUAAAAUGACAGAAUGUGGGGUCCCAUUUAGUGGAAAGCCCACAAAGACAUUGGAUGGUCACAGUACAGAAGACAGAGAAGACUUGAAAAAGGACUUAUGUGCAAUUGCCACAAGACCUUUCAAAACCAGGAAAAAAACAUCAGGAACAAAAAAUCCACUGGAGGAGAUUAAAAUGGAGAAAGAAAUGCUUCAAGCAGAACCUUUCAGAGAAGCAGUUAAAGAGGUAGUUGACUCACUGAGACUGGGUUCGUUUUCAGGUGCAAAUGUGAAGAACAGCACCUCUACAGAAACAGAGCUCCAAGGUUCUGUAGAGUUAGAGUUGUGUCCUCCAACAUCAGAAAAGUUAACAGUGGGAGACUUUCUGAGCCAAUCAAGAAAGAGGAACUCUUCACCUGGUGUAUUUACAAACGUGACAGAUGAUGACUUAGAAUUUGAUGAAAACUCUGAAAGAGAACUAGAUUCAUAUCCUGUAGAAAAAGACUCAGAGACAUCAACAAACCUGCAGGUGACAUUCCUGCAGUCUUCUGAUUCUGUUACAAAAUCCUUUGUUUCUAGACUGAAAAGGAAGAAAACAGCACCAAGAUCAAAGAAGCAGACACCAGUGAGUCAGAGACAUAGAGCAAUGAGGGAAAUACCAUCACAGACAGUUAACUUCAGUGAGCCAGCCAAUAAUACUACCAAACAUGGCGAAAAGGAAACUGGUCAGUCAUCAGUUUUAAAAGAAAAGUUUCCAUAAUUAACAGUAAUUGUCACUUCCAUUGCCAGGCAUUUAGUUGCUUCCACAGAAGUGAAAAAUCAGAAUGGUAGCAUAAGAGUACCUAACCUGUCAGCUCAGAAAGGUAUCCCUUCACAGCUACUGGAGUCAACAGAGUCACAGUCACCUCAUGAUGAAGGCCUGGCUACUGUAAACAUAACUGAGACACAGGACUUCAGAACCCGAGAGAUAAAAGAUAAUGAUGAGGUAAAUAAAGAUAUAACAUCAUAUAAUAUAUGGGAUAUGUAUGGGAAAUCUGCAGAAGGAAAUUGCCUUUUGCAAAAGGACAAAGAAAAAGUGAAAAGGAGUGUCCAGCCAUUCAGAACAAAUCAAAAGAGACAACAUGAUCCUUUGAAUCCGGAAGUAUUUUCAGCUAACACAGUGCACCACAAGGACAUCAUGCUUCAGAAAACAGCUAUUUAUUUAAUAGAUCAAGAAGGAAAUACAAAAGUUGGAGAAGACUUUAGUCAAGAGGUUGUUCUUUCUUCUAAUGUACAUGCUCUUCAAACUGAAAGGCAGAACAAUGAAUUUAAAACAGGUUGGAAAACAAUGUCCAAGUCUUUUGCCCUGGCAAAGAAACAGGAAAAGCCUGCUAUCUCAAGACCAUUAUGGAGUUCUUAUGCCAGUGACCCUACCUAUCCUGAAACUGUAAGACAGAAAGAUAAGACAAAAAUAUCAAAUGUGAAAAGUGCUAUGUGUACCAAACAAAUAAAGCUGAAGGCAAAGAAAAUAUCAGUUUCUCUACUUCUUGGACAUGGGGACAGAAGCAAUGAGAGAAAACUGAGACACAGUCUGCAGCACCAGAACAAAUUGGAGCUGAGAAGAAAUGUACAAAACCUAGUGAUAGAAGCUAAUUUUGAUUUAGGGUGCUUUACAUCCCCAGUUCAAAAGCUUACCAGAGUAAAACUGGAGAGAGGCAAGAUGAAAGAGAAAGAAAACACUCUUCCCCAGACAGUUCUGGAGAAGCCAUCUAGCCCAAAGCAAGCUGCAUGGUCAGGAUGCAAUGACGUACCUAGAGAGCUAGAAGGAAAUGUUAAAGGAGCACAUGACCACUGCACUCUCAAGGCCAUCACCAGCAAUAUGCAACAAUUUCGGGUUAAGUCAAAACACACUGGUAAGCUAGAAGAUUUACAAAGAAAGAUGAACUCUGAGUUAACAUCCCAGAAAGAUGAAACUGAUGACCUUGGGCUAGAUACCUCAAGAACUAAAGGAGGAGCAAAUGUCUACCAUGACCCACAAGACAGUCUACAAGAGGAACUUCCUCUGAAGCAAGGGAUGUGGACACCAGGAAUGGUUCUCCAGCCUAUGAAAAAAAAAUCUCAUUUCAGAAUGACAAAUGAACUCAUAACAAAACAAGACAUCAAACCAUUAGGUCGACAGAAGAUAAAGAAACUGCAAGUAAUGGAUAAGCCAUUAGAUUCAAAGGAAUCAUUGCUUAUUCCUGGGCUUACGGUACAGCAACAAAGUCUUUUCACAGAUUCUCUCCUGGGGUCUAUUUCCUCUCCUGCAACACAUCAGUCCCAUACUGAAGAUCCAAAAGAAGACAUGAAAACAUGUGAGAAAAACUUAAAGAAUUCAACUCAACAGCUGAAAAAACUCUCAAAUAAAGAAUAUAUUUCAGAAAUGGGUUACGUGCCAAGAAGUAUGGAAAAACUACUCUUGCUUUUUAAAGAACAGGAAAAGAGAGGGAAAAAAAGUGGAGGGGGUAAAAAAAUUGAAAUAACAGAAGACAUAAAAAUGAGAGCACAAUUUAGCAACACAAUAAAGAAGAAUGGUAUGUUCAGGCAAAGAUAUGGGACAGAGCCAAAAAGUAUGGCCACAUUGUGGAGACAGCAAAAGUGUGUACAAAGGAUGAGUCUAGACUACGUUUAUACAUAAAAGCUUAUAAACAAAAAAACAUCUUUCACACAAAGUGUCCUGUAUCACAAAAGAAUGAAAAUGAAGGUGAGGAAGACAACUUCUGGAAAGAUGCUUAACAUUACUGCAUAUAUAACCCAUAGCUACAGAAAGGAGCUAAGACAUAGCAUUAAGACAGAGAAGGAGCUGCUCCAAGGGAAACUGGAAAUUUUACUUUGGAAGGGUUUUUGUGCUUCUGGCUAUAUUGCAUCUAAAGUAAAGAAGCUUACGGAAGCAAACGAGAAGAAGGACACACCAAAACCAUAUAUUCCUCCACAGAUAAGUAUGAAGAAAAUGAAUAAAACUAAAAUGUUAUCUGUGCCGCCUCUUGAUAAUUCAAUAUCAAGCACUAUCAGAAAAUCAACACAACAUACUAUAAAGCAAAAGGCAAAAAAAAAAAAAAAACAUCAAAUUAUUUUACUAGAUAUUAUCUCACAAAAUAAAGAUCAGUUAAUGACUGGCCAGCGGGUGGAGGAUCUGAGAUAUAUCAAUGUCCAUGGCCAUUUGGAAAAAGAAGCAUACUGUGCCAUGUUUCCAGACACUGGAGAAACUGAUUACAGUAGGAUUGAGGCCCAAAGGCACAGAGCAGGUACAGAAUUUGAAUUCUCCACUGCACAAAGAAUAAAGCAAGGAGUUGUUAAAGACUCCAUCAAACAUGUGCUUUCAGUUCCACUCAGAAGAGGAGGACCCAUGAAGAUGAAUACUUCGAGUUCCAAAGGACAUGGUAUAUACUUCAUGGAGCUGGAUACUUUCCAGAAAAAGGCAUUCAAGAUGCAAGAACUUCUUAAACAAGAAAGUACUUCCUCCAGGGUAAGUUUGGGACCUGCUGCUUGCCCAGUUAGGGAGUCCUUUGACUUGGAAAAUAUUAAGGUAGCUUAAAAAGUGGGAAUGUAUCAUAGCAUAAAAAAUAUUUCCCAUCUGUCUGGAAGAGAAUGAUUAAGGAAAACUGACACAGAACUAGGUUCCAAAGCACAGGCAUUUCUUUGCACAGAUCUACAUGACCGCCAGAAGACAGGUACAGCUCAGAAAGACUAUACAAAGUCAGGUCACAGGGCUAGAAUUGUUCUGAAUUCUGUACUUUGCCACAAGAGGGCUUCUCUCCACUUCACACCAGGCUUGAGGACAGCAAGAAAAGACAGUGGUUACAAUGAUGUAGGUGCCAAAAUGGAUCUCAAGGGAGAAGAAGAGGCAAAGCCAUCUGACGGUCAAUUUAAAUUAAAUAAAAAGAAAGUGGACAUUUCUGAAAACUUGAGGGCAAAACAAGUGGCCAUUUUUGCUCAGAAUAAAGAAAAAAUUCUGGAUUUUUUUUUUUUAUCUUGUGUAUUACAACAACUUCAGGCUGAAAAUACACAGAAACAAAUCUCUGCCAAAGCCGCUCUAAAUUCAAAAGUUAUUAACACAGAGAUAGAAAAAGCUUCAAGUGCAGUUAACAUUCUAAGAAAUCAAUCUCCACAUUCAGAAGGAGUUAACCUGCAUGCUAAAGGAGGAACAGAUUGCCAAGAGAGUGCAUGGGAGGCUUUCCCAGUGUCUAACACUCACCCUUUGGUGGAUACACAUAGGAUUACAUCACUGCAGGUAAAGAAAGCUUUAAAAGCAGUAGAUAAUCACACUUUAAAUACAGAAAAUAGAGAAUGGAAAAAAAGGAUAAAAGAACAAAACCAGCACCACCUGCCAGUAUCCCCCAAGAAUUUGGAGGACCAUUUAUUAGGCUUCCAAAACUAUUCUUAUGUCCAGCCACAAUUAGAGCUUGAGACAAAUGAAGCAUUGUCAGAGAUAAAGGGAAUAGACUUGUCAUCUAAGAGUAUUGGGUAUGAAUGUAGACGAGGGUGGAUUUUCCCCUCAGUUAGUCCAGAGCAAACAAAAGAACAAGAUACUGUGUUGCCUUCAGAGUCAGGAAAUAAAACUAUAAAAUGCCCACUAACAUAAAUUAUCUCCAAUGUAAAAA
This is a messenger RNA of Acomys russatus (golden spiny mouse), 5371 nucleotides long. Its product is annotated as leucine-rich repeat transmembrane protein CCDC168-like. NCBI's taxonomy places the organism in Eukaryota, Metazoa, Chordata, Mammalia, Rodentia, Muridae. The record is from RefSeq and is a predicted model, not a curated record.